Molecule: messenger RNA, 1419 nt
Organism: Candoia aspera
Lineage: Eukaryota; Metazoa; Chordata; Lepidosauria; Squamata; Candoiidae
Gene: UBXN10
Product: UBX domain protein 10
Exons: 3
Coding region: 216-1133 (305 amino acids)
Cellular component (GO): endoplasmic reticulum
Molecular function (GO): ubiquitin binding
Source: RefSeq, a predicted model, not a curated record
GCGGCGGCCGUUGCCGUGGAAACGCGGCGCUGUUUACCACCGAGAACGGGCCGCCUGCGAGCGGGGCUGCUGGAUGGAGCCGCUGCGAGGCCGGACAGUCAGCGACUCUCUGUGGGCGGCGGCGAAGACCCUGUUGGACUGACAGCCCUCUCGACCCCGGAGCUGCCAGUCGUCCCGAGCCGAUGGAGCAUCUAAUGCAGGUCUCCUGAAAAGCAAUGGCCGCUGCCUCACCCCUGACCAUCACACCCUCUGAACGGACGGUCCCCUUUGGCAUCGCGAAGUCUCCCACCUGGCCACCCCGCUGCGUCGCCAUGCACGUCACCAGGCCAAAAUCCGCCAAGGGGCGCACCCGGUCCAACCUGAGCUAUUCCCAGAGCGUCGGGGCCUAUUCCUAUCAAGUGCCAUCGUCCCCCCAGUCCGUCACCCCUGGGGAGGAAGCGGGGGGCAGCCGGAGGGCAGCGUCCUCCCAGCAGCUGUUCCAGCCCAUUCAGGUGUUCCCGGCCGAGGUUCCAGAUCUCCUCCAGCAAGUGCCCACGAGAACGUCGUCCUCCCUGAACAAGUACAGGGUGCUUCCGUCCAUCAGCAGGAAGGACCGGAGGACGAGCGCUGCGGAGGCCAUGUCCCAGCAGGCCGGUCUGCUCCAAGCAGGCGCCCAGGCGGAGGAGGAGGAGGAGGAGGAGGAGGAGGAGCAAGGGUCCCAGGAUGCCUCUCUGCUGGGGAAGGGGCCCACCCCUCUCCUGGCGGGGCACAAGGAGGGCAGCGGAGAGCAUGCCCCCCAGGCCUCGUUCUCCCCCCUGGAGAGGCCACCCUUAAGUAAGCGGAGACACGGGCGCUCCCCCACGCCGGCCCCGAACCUGGACGAGCCCUGUGAGGAGGAGCCCAGGCUGCUGCUGGCCAUCCGCUCGCCUUUGGGGGAAAGGUUCGAACGGUACUUCCGGCCCACGGAUAACCUGGGGACGGUGGUGGCAGCGGCAGAACAGAAGAACGCGGCCGCUUACCGGCGCUGCAGCAUCGGGACGGUGGAGGUGCCUCGGCGGACCUUCUCGGACCUCAGCAAGUCCUUGCAGGACUGUGCCAUCUGCCACAAGUCCGUGCUGUGCAUCCUGCCAGAAGAGCAGGAGGGGGAGCUGUGAGCUGGAGCGCUUGAGCCUUGCAUUAAACCCCACUGAGGAAAACCCACCCAGCCGUCCGCUCCUUUAGGCCCGGCCGCCACCACUCUCGGGGGCGGCGCGUCUCGCCCGCCCAGGCCUCCCUGCGCGCCCAAAACGGACACCCAGCACCGCUCCGCUUUCCAGCCUGGCAUUUCCCUCUCACAGGCUCCCCCAUCCAUCUGGUAGAGGGGCUUCAUUUCCAGGAGAGUUUGUUCCCCACCCCCCAAAUCUCACAUUCAAUUUUUCUUCCUUUUUGGCCCGAUUCAAC